AUGGAAGAUUUUGUGAAAUGUCUUUUCUGCGAAAGAGAAAACACCAAGCAAGAUGAAUUCCUGGAUUUGCCGCUGGCCAUCAAGAAGUUUGGUGCCGCAGAUCAUUUCAAAAGCGUGGAGGAAGCUCUUCACGCAUUUAUCAGACCGGAAAUUUUGGGUGGUAGCAACCAGUAUUUCUGUGAUGGAUGUAUGAAGAAGCAAGAUGCUCUCAAGGGUUUGCGUAUCACCAAGUUCCCGUAUCUGUUAUCCAUACAACUCAAACGAUUUGAUUUUGAUUGCCAGACGCUGCAUCGUGUCAAAUUAAAUGACAAGUAA
Messenger RNA from Gongylonema pulchrum, 315 nucleotides. NCBI's taxonomy places the organism in Eukaryota, Metazoa, Nematoda, Chromadorea, Rhabditida, Gongylonematidae. The record is from the annotation of a GenBank genome assembly.